Molecule: messenger RNA, 252 nt
Organism: Linum tenue
Lineage: Eukaryota; Viridiplantae; Streptophyta; Magnoliopsida; Malpighiales; Linaceae
Source: the annotation of a GenBank genome assembly
AUGAACCACCAUAUGAAAGUCAAAGCUGCUAAUGAUAUCAUAAAGGGCAUGGCAGUGAGAAUAAGGACUAUAUGGAAGAGUGGGAAAGGUAUAACAAAGACUCCAAGGAAGAAUGAGGAAGGGACAGAAGGCACACAAGAGAAGUGCGAGGACGGAACAAAGAUGUCAUUAGGGAAGAGCAGGGAAAGGGUGAAUGGGAUGCUAGAGAAGAACAUGGAAGAGACGAAUGAAAUCCUAGAGAUGAGCAUCUAA